AUGGUUGAUAGAACAUUUUUAAAGUUUAUUUUUAUUUGUACAUCAAUAGCAUUUGCCUGUAACUUUCAAUAUGGUUUUUCAACGGUUUAUGUUAAUACACCUGUUAGUGAGUUUAAACAAUUUUUUAAUGAAAGUCAAAUAAAACGAGGAAAGAUUUUAACUGAAAAUUUUUAUGAUUCAAUAUGGAAUUGGACAUUAAAUGUUUGGUUUAUUGGAUUUUUUAUUGGAAUAUGGAUCAAUCCAAUUUUUUGUGAUAGAUAUGGAAGACGACUAACAUUCUUGCUUGCUAAUAUUUUAUCAUUAUUUGCAAGUUGUAUAAGAUGUCUAGCAAUAAAAAUUUAUGUCUAUGAGUUACUUAUUGCUGGAAGAAUUUUAAUUUCUAUAGCUACAGCAGUUACCUAUCAAUGUCAAAUAUUAUAUCUUCAGGAGUCUUCACCAACAAAUUAUAGAGGAAUUGCUGGUUUUAUUUCUGAAAUAUCAUUUGCCAUUUCAUGUUUAAUUGGAAUGUUUUUAGGAAUGUCAAAUAUUUUAGGUUCAAAUUUAUUUUGGUUUUUAUUUUUUCCCAUAAUUCCUUGUUUUUUGUCUGUAAUUGCUAUUUGGUUAAUGAAAGAAACUCCAAAAUUUUUACUUAUUGUUAAAAAAGAUUAUGUAUCAACUAAAGAUUCAAUUAUUUUUUAUCAUGGUAAAGAUGCUGAUUAUGAAAGUGUAAUGACUGAGAUUAAACUUGAAUCAAGAUAUGAUGAUGAGACAAAAUCUUUUGUUAAAUUAUUUAAAAAUUUUCUUGGUGAAAGAUAUUUAAUAAAAGCAUUAAUAUUAAGUUGUUGUGCAUUACAAAAUACUGUAGCAUUAUGGUCAAUUUUAUUAUCAUCUACAACAUUUUUAUUAUCAGUAAAUUUAGAAAAUAGUAUAUCUGAAUAUUCCUCAACAUUAAUGGCAUUAUGUUAUGUAAUAGGAACAUUAAGUGGUUCAAUUGUAAUUGAAAAAUUUGGAAGAAGACCAAUGUUAUUAGGUUUUUCAAGUACAAAUUCAAUUGUUCUUGUUAUUUUUGCAAUAUUUUCUAUAUUAAAUAAUCAAAUUUAUUUUUCAAAAUAUAUAUGCCUUAUAUCAUUACUUUUAUAUGCAUUUACAUAUGGAUGUGCUGUUGGUCCUAUAUCAUGGUUUAUUUCUAGUGAGCUUGUUGAUCAAAAAUAUAGAUCAUUUAUUCAAUCAUUAUGUUAUGCUUUUAAUACAGUGAUGGUUGUAAUUACAUCGUUUAUCGUUUUACCUUUAUUUAAUACAAUUGGAGCAUAUACAUUUUUAAUUUUAUAUGUCUUACCAUCAACUUUUUGCUUAAUGCUAUUGUUCCUGUAUCUACCCGAAACUAAAGGUAGAGAAAUUCAUGAAAUAAUUGAACAACUUAAAAAUCAAAAAUGGUUUAGAACUUUUUAA
This is a messenger RNA of Strongyloides ratti, 1428 nucleotides long. Its product is annotated as General substrate transporter family and Major facilitator superfamily domain, general substrate transporter and Major facilitator superfamily domain-containing protein. The transcript is spliced from 2 exons. Gene Ontology annotation, molecular function: hexose transmembrane transporter activity. Bases 1 to 1428 code for a protein of 475 amino acids. Lineage: Eukaryota; Metazoa; Nematoda; Chromadorea; Rhabditida; Strongyloididae. The record is from RefSeq and is a predicted model, not a curated record. Gene Ontology annotation, cellular component: membrane. Gene Ontology annotation, biological process: monosaccharide transmembrane transport.